Molecule: messenger RNA, 11600 nt
Organism: Rhincodon typus (whale shark)
Lineage: Eukaryota; Metazoa; Chordata; Chondrichthyes; Orectolobiformes; Rhincodontidae
Gene: itpr2
Product: inositol 1,4,5-trisphosphate receptor, type 2
Exons: 57
Coding region: 1-8439 (2812 amino acids)
Biological process (GO): calcium ion transmembrane transport
Cellular component (GO): membrane; endoplasmic reticulum
Molecular function (GO): inositol 1,4,5 trisphosphate binding; inositol 1,4,5-trisphosphate-gated calcium channel activity
Source: RefSeq, a predicted model, not a curated record
AUGGACCAUGUCCGCAGGAACUCCAUGUACAAAGCUCUGGAUAAGGGGGCGAAAAAUAUCCCUCCUGCUGAUGGCUACCUUUGUGUGCGGCUGCUUCAAGCUGUGUGUAAACCCUCCAUACACACAGACCACGCGUCACUACUUACUGAGGUGUCCCUGGUGUUGGGAAGGAUGGGAGCAAGUGGUUGGACCGUUCUGUAUCUCAUGUCCUUUAUAGAGAAAUUAGCAAAGAAAAACACCUUUGAUCACAAGGCCAUCAGGAAGUGGUCAACACGUAGUGUCCUCGAGACCCUGAAGGAGAAGGUGGAUCCUGUUGGGUGGCUCCCUGGGCAGAAUGCCUCAUCACCAGCACUUUCUAACAACCACCAAGACAUCACCUGGCUGGUGGUGAGAAGGGCACUACCUGUGGGAUCCUUUAUAUUAGUGGACGACAGAUGUGUGGUUCAGCCAGAAGCUGGAGAUCUGGCCAAUCCGCCAAAGAAAUUCCGAGACUGCCUUUUCAAAGUGUGUCCCAUGAACCGGUACUCAGCGCAGAAACAGUUCUGGAAAGCAAAGCAGUCGAAACAAGGCAAUACCGAAGCUGCACUGUUGGGAAAGUUACAGCAAGCAGCAGAACUGGAGCAGAAACAGAAUGAGAUAGAGAACAGGAAGCUGCUCGGGGAGGUGGUGAAGUAUAGCAAUGUUGUUCAGUUACUGCACAUAAAAAGCAACAAAUACCUCACAGUCAACAAGAGGUUACCAGCCCUCCUGGAAAAAAAUGCAAUGCGAGUCUCCUUGGACAUUUCUGGCAAUGAGGGCUCCUGGUUCUACAUUCAACCUUUUUGGAAGCUGAGGAGCGAAGGUGACAAUGUGGUUGUGGGAGAUAAAGUGGUUUUAAAUCCGGUCAAUGCUGGACAACCGUUACAUGCCAGCAAUCAGGAAUUACUGGAUAACCCCGGCUGCAAGGAGGUGAAUGCAUUGAAUUGCAACACAAGUUGGAAGAUUGCUCUGUUCAUGAAACACAGUGAUUAUCGGGACGAUGUCCUUAAAGGGGGUGAUGUGGUGAGGCUGUUCCAUGCGGAACAGGAGAAGUUCCUCACCUGUGACGAGUACAAGAAGCAGCAACACAUCUUCUUGAGGACCACCCUGAGGCAGUCCGCUACCUCUGCGACCAGCUCCAAAGCACUGUGGGAGAUUGAGGUGGUGCACCAUGACCCAUGUCGAAGUGGAGCUGGACACUGGAACAGCCUGUUUAGGUUCAAGCAUCUAGCGACGGGGAAUUACUUGGCUGCUGAGGUGAAUCCAGACUAUCAGAAUGAUCAACUGGAGUCAAAGGGAGUGAGUGACGGGGACGUGUUACCGGCUAAAAACAAACGCCAGUUAGUGGAGAAGAUCAUGUACACGCUGGUGUCGGUGCCUCACGGAAAUGAUAUUGCAUCACUCUUUGAACUCGACACCACCACCCUCCAGAGAGCCGACUCCCUGGUCCCCAGGAACUCCUAUGUGAGGUUGAGACAUCUCUGCACAAAUACCUGGGUCACCAGCAGUAACAUCCCUAUAGACAUCGAUGAGGAACGGCCAGUCAUGCUGAAGAUUGGAACGUGUCCGACCAAAGAAGACAAGGAAGCAUUUGCAAUAGUCUCUGUGCCCCUCUCAGAAGUCCGAGACUUGGACUUUGCCAAUGAUGCCAGCAAGGUGCUAUUUGCCACGGUCCAGCGGUUGGAGGAUGGCACCAUUACUCAGAACGAAAGAAGGUUUGUGACAAAGCUGUUGGAAGAUUUGGUUUUCUUUGUCGCUCAUGUGCCUUGCAAUGGUCAAGAUGUCUUGGAUGUGGUUAUCACGAAACCAAAUCGGGAGAGACAGAAGUUAAUGAGGGAACAGAAUAUCUUGAAACAGAUCUUUGGGAUUUUAAAGGUCCCUUUCAUAGACAAAGGGGAAGGGCCAAUGUUGAGACUGGAAGACCUCGGAGAUCAGAGAUACGCUCCGUAUCGGUACAUAUUACGGCUCUGUUACAGAGUGCUUCGGCACUCUCAGCAGGAUUAUAGGAAGAAUCAGGAGUACAUUGCAAAGAUGUUUGGCAUCAUGCAGUCCCAGAUUGGAUACGAUGUGUUAGCAGAGGACACCAUCACAGCCUUACUACACAACAACAGGAAGCUGCUGGAGAAGCACAUCACAGCGAAGGAGAUUGAAACUUUUGUCAACCUGCUGCGAAGGAACAGGGAGCCCAGGUUCUUAGAUUACUUGUCAGACCUUUGUGUGUCCAACAACAUUGCUAUCCCAGUCACUCAGGAACUGAUCUGCAAAUUCAUGUUGAAUGCUUCCAAUGCUGACAUCCUCAUUCAAACCAAGCUGUUAUCAAACCGUGGGGAUUUGAGUAUUGAAAACUCCUUGCUUGAAGAUGAUGUUGAUGAGGAUGAGGUUUGGUUGUACUGGAUCGAUGGAGACAAAGAGCCACACGGCAAAUCCAUACGGCAGCUGGCUCAGGAAGCAAAGGAGGGAAACCAGGAGGAUCAGGACAUUUUAACGUACUACAGGUACCAGCUGAACCUUUUUGCGAGAAUGUGCCUCGAUCGUCAGUACCUUGCCAUCGACCAGAUCUCGACACAGCUGGGAGUGGAUCUCAUCCUGCGCUGUAUGUCGGAUGAGAAUCUCCCGUACGAUCUGCGGGCUUCUUUCUGCCGGUUGAUGCUGCACAUGCAUGUGGACCGCGACCCGCAGGAAUUGGUCACCCCGGUGAAAUACGCCAGGCUGUGGACCGAAAUCCCAACCAAGAUUACAAUUCACGAGUACGACUCAGUGACAGACAUCUCCCGUGACGAUAAAAAGAACAAGUUUGCUCUUACGGUGGAUUUUGUGGAGGAGUACCUUAAAGAUGUUGUGACUCAGCCAUUCCCAUUCGGAGACAAGGAAAAGAACAAGCUCACUUUUGUGGUGGUGAAUUUAGCCCGGAACUUAAUCUACUUCGGGUUCUACAGCUUUAGGGAGCUUCUGAGGCUAACACGAACACUCUUGGCCAUCCUGGACUGUGUCCAGAAUCCUACACCAUCAUACUUGGAAAGACUCAGCAAGUUUCAGGAUGGAGGGAACAACGUGAUGCGAACGAUCCAUGGAGUGGGCGAGAUGGUGACUCAGAUGGUGCUGAGCCGAGGUUCCCUCCUGCCUGGUGUUCUGCCAGACAAUCCCGACAGCCAGGUCCGCAGCGCUCCAGGGAAACAGCCGCACGCCCUGGACACCGAGGAUGUGACCGUCAUGGAUACAAAGCUGAAAAUCAUCGAGAUCCUGCAGUUCAUCCUCAGCGUCAGGCUGGACUAUCGCAUCUCCUACAUGCUGUCGAUCUACAAGAAAGAAUUUGGAGAGAACAAUUCCGUUGACUCCUCAGCGGGUUUAUUGACGGAAACCACGGUACCAGACCUCGAGGGAAUUGGUGAACAGGCUGAGACAAUGUUUGCAGGAAGCCAAGAGAAAAACCCAGUGGAGCUGGAUGACGAAGGAGGGAGAACGUUUCUGCGAGUGCUCAUACACCUGAUUAAACACGAUUAUCCCCCGCUUGUGUCUGGUGCCUUACAGCUCCUCUUCAAACACUUCAGUCAGAGAGCAGAGCUCCUUCAAGCCUUUAAACAGGUCCAGUUGUUGGUUUCCUCUCAGGAUGUGGACAAUUACAAGCAAAUUAAAGCAGACCUGGACUUGUUGCGGUUAACAGUGGAAAAAUCAGAACUGUGGGUGGAAAAGAGAGGAAGUUACGGCGGCAGUGAGACCCAGACUGAAGGAGCAGACGAUGUGAAAUCUGAGGAUCCCGGAAUUCUGAGCCCUGUGCAAGACGGCAACAAGAAACCGCAAAUUGAUAUCAACAGUAGCAACAACUACAGGGUUGUGAAAGAGAUCUUGAUCCGGCUCAGUAAACUGUGUGUGCAGAGCAUGAGGCGGGGCAGGAGUCAGCAGCAGCGUUUACUGAAGAACAUGGGAGCCCACGCUGCGGUGUUAGAUCUUCUGCAAAUCCCAUACGAUAAGAUGGACAACAAAAUGAAUGAAAUCAUGACCUUGGCCCAUGGUUUUGUACAGAAUUUCUGUGCAGGCAAUCCACAGAAUCAGGUCUUGCUCCAUAAACAUCUGAGCUUGUUUCUUACACCUGGUCUGUUGGAGGCAGAAACCAUGCGACACAUUUUUCUGAACAACUAUCACCUCUGCAACGAAAUCAGCGAGAGGGUGGUCCAGCACUUUGUGCACUGCAUCGAGACGCAUGGUCGACAUGUUCUGUAUUUGAAGUUCUUGCAGACCAUUGUUAAAGCAGAUGGAAAGUAUGUGAAGAAAUGUCAAGAUAUGGUCAUGACUGAGCUGGCCAAUGGGGGAGAGGAUGUGUUGGUGUUUUACAACGAUCGUGCAUCGUUCCCUCACCUUCUGCAAAUGAUGGCGUCGGAACACGACCGGAGCGACGAAAAUGGAGCCCUGAACUACCACAUCACCCUGGUCGAGCUGCUCGCUGCCUGCACCGAGGGCAAGAAUGUGUACACGGAAAUUAAGUGCAAUUCCCUGCUCCCCUUGGAUGAUAUCGUGAGGGUGGUAACCCACGAGGAUUGCAUCCCUGAGGUGAAAAGAGCCUACGUUAAUUUUGUGAAUCAUUGUUACGUGGAUACAGAGGUGGAGAUGAAAGAGAUUUACACCAGCAACCACAUUUGGAAACUCUUUGAGAAUUUUGUGGUCGAUAUGGUUCGGGUUUGCAACACCACAACAGACAGGAAACACGCCGAUACUGCGUUGGAGAGAUAUGUGACAGAUACAGUCAUGAGUAUCAUCAGUGGCUUCUUCAGUUCUCCAUUCUCUGAUAACAGCACGAGUCUACAAACACACCAGCCAAUAUUUAUUCAACUGCUGCAGUCUGCCUUUCGAAUUUACAACUGCACUUGGCCGACUCCAUCGCAGAAGUCUUCAGUGGAGUCUUGUAUUAAGACCUUGGCUGAAGUUGCUAAGAGCCGAGCGAUAGCGAUCCCUGUCGACUUGGACAGCCAAGUGAACACCCUGUUUUGGAAGACCCACUCCAACAUGGUACAGAAGGCCGCGAUUGGUUGGCGAAUGUCUGCUCGCAGUGCGCCACGCUACAAAGACCCAAUCGGUGGAUCGACCUUCGACUACAGGAAUAUUAUAGAGAAGUUACAGGAUAUAGUGUCCACCCUUGAGCAACAGUUCCAGCCCAUGGUGCAAGCUGAGUUUUCGUUGCUGGUUGAUGUCCUGCAUCGUCCAGAGCUGCUUUUCCCAGAUGGAAGUGACGCUCAACUGGGAUGUGAAAGUGGAGACUUCAUGAGCAAACUGAUUAAUCAUUCCAAAAAGCUGAUGGAUAAAGAGGAGAAACUGUGCAUUAAAAUUCUUCAAACUCUGAGAGAAAUGCUCAAUCGGAAGGAUGACUUUGGAGAAAAGGGCACAGUUUUAAGAAAGAUCCUUCUGAAUCGCUACUUUGGGAACCUUCGGAGUGUCUAUAAAGGAGAUGGACACAGCGGCAGCAUUAAUCCCCCAUUAACAGCAGGGGGUUACUCCAAGUCUACACAACCUGGAGGUGGCAGUUCGUUAGACUCGGACAAGUGUAGGAUCUCUGUGUUUGAGAUCCAGUGUCACCUUGACCAAGCUGGGGCCUCGGAAUUGGUCACUGACCUCAUCACCAACACCAAGAACUCCAGCAUCUUCGAAGAGAGCAUCAUGCUAGGCAUCGCAUUGCUCGAAGGAGGGAACACCCAGAUCCAGUUUUCAUUCCACCGGCAACUCAACAUGCUAAAGAAGUCGGAGAAGUUCUUCAAAGUUUUAUACGAUCGCAUGAAACUGGCCCAACAGGAAAUAAGGGCAACGGUUUCUGUUAACACCAAUGACCUGAGCUGUAAAAAGAAGGAGGACGAUUACGAUGUUGUGACACCCAUCAACAGGAGAAGAGUGAAGGAUCCAUCAUACCACCUUAAGGAGGGAAUGAAAGGCCAAUUGGCAGAGGCCUCAGUUGCCACAUACAAGGCCUAUUAUAUGUACAGGAGGGAGAUGGAUCCCGAGGCUGAUCUUUUGCCUGUAGGGAGUGAGGGCAUCGCGUCGGAGGAGAAGUCUAGCGAGGAAGAGGUCAUGAGCCCUGCGAUCGCUAUCAUGGAGCCCAUUCUCCGGUUCCUGCAGCUGCUCUGUGAGAACCAUAACACAGAACUACAGAAUUUUCUCCGGCACCAAAACAACAAAACCAAUUACAACUUGGUGUGUGAAACGCUGCAGUUUAUGGACUGUAUCUGCGGCAGCACCACAGGAGGACUUGGCUUGCUGGGGCUCUACAUUAAUGAGAAAAAUGUCUCACUUGUCAACCAGACUUUGGAGACGCUGACUGAGUAUUGCCAAGGACCAUGCCAUGAGAAUCAGACCUGCAUCACCACCCAUGAAUGUAACGGAAUUGACAUCAUUAUCGCACUGAUCCUGAAUGACAUUAACCCUCUCAGCAAGUACCGAAUUGACCUUGUCUUACAACUAAAGAACAAUGCUUCUAAACUUUUACUUGCCAUCAUGGAAAGCAGACAUGACAGUGAAAAUGCAGAAAGAAUUCUCUACAAUAUGCGACCUAAAGAACUGGUUGAUGUUAUAAAGAAUGCUUACAAUCAAGGUGAGGAGGUUGAUAAUGACGAGACUUCAGAGGACUGUAUCUCACCAAAGGAUGUUGGCCAUAACAUUUAUAUUUUAGCUCAUCAGCUUUCACAACACAACAAGCUGCUACAACAGGAGCUCAAGCUAUGGUCUAAGCCACAGGACAAAGGCAGUGAAGCUUUAGCACAUUAUGCGAAUCACACUGCACAGAUUGAGAUAGUGCGACAUGACCGAACAAUGGAGAAGAUAGUCUUCCCUGUGCCCAGUAUCUGUGAAUAUCUCACAGACGAGUCCAAGACUAAGGUGUUUAGCACCACAGAACGAGACGAGCAGGGCAGCAAAGUCAAUGAUUUCUUCCAGCAAACUGAGGAUCUUUACAACGAAAUGAUUUGGCAGAAGAAGAUUAAAAAUAACCCAGGCUUGUUUUGGUUCUCAAAGAACAUAUCGCUGUGGGGGACCAUUUCAUUCAAUUUUGCAGUAUUUAUAAACCUAGCUGUCGCACUUUUUUACCCCUUUGGGGAUGAUGGUGAUGAGGGUACCAUCUCUCCGCUGUUUAACCUGCUGCUGUGGAUAGUGGUGUUUGUUUCCGUUGGUUUGCUUAUAGUCCUCCCAAAACCUCAUGGAAUAAGACUGUUUAUUGUAUUUGUAAUGUUCCGGUCUAUAUACUCACUUGGUCUCGGGCCUACUCUCAUACUCUUGGGUGCUCUAAAUCUAUGCAAUAAGAUCGUGUUCUUGGUGAGUUUUGUUGGAAAUCGUGGAACGUUCACCCGUGGUUAUAAGGCGGUGGUCAUGGAUGUGGAGUUUUUAUACCAUGUGACCUAUGUGGUGGUCUGCAUGCUUGGCCUUUUUGCUCACGAAUUCUUCUACAGUUUCCUGUUGUUUGACUUGGUCUACAGGGAAGAAACGUUACUCAAUGUCAUAAAGAGUGUCACGAGAAAUGGUCGGUCCAUUAUACUGACAGCAGUGCUGGCCCUGAUCCUUGUUUACCUGUUCUCCAUCGUGGGGUUCCUCUUCCUGCAAGAUGACUUCAUUAUGGAAGUGGACCGACUGGAGAAGAACAAGACACCUCUAACAGCACAAGAAAACCUCUACGGCCCACCCUUGAACAAGGAGGAGGAUGUGUGUCAGGAGAACUGUCCCAUGUUACCUAAUGCAGCAGGAGGCCAACAGGAUGACGCAAGUUCUGAACAGACCUGUGACACUCUGCUCAUGUGCAUUGUUACAGUAUUAAACCAGGGGUUGAGGAAUGGGGGUGGAGUUGGUGAUGUGCUGAGAAAACCAUCAAAGAAUGAGCCCUUGUUUGUCGCACGUGUUAUCUAUGAUCUUCUGUUUUUCUUCAUCGUCAUCAUCAUCGUCCUGAACUUGAUCUUUGGUGUCAUCAUCGACACGUUUGCUGACUUGAGAAGUGAGAAACAGAAGAAAGAGGAGAUCCUCAAGACCACUUGUUUUAUCUGUGGACUUGAAAGAGACAAGUUUGAUAACAAGACCGUGUCCUUUGAGGAGCACAUCAAGGUCGAACACAAUAUGUGGUACUAUUUAUAUUUCAUAGUCUUAAUCAAAGUCAAGGAUCCGACUGAGUACACUGGACCUGAAAGUUACGUGGCACAAAUGAUCAUGGAGAAAAACCUGGAUUGGUUCCCACGGAUGCGUGCCAUCUCACUGGUCAGUAAUGAAGGUGAUAGUGAACAGAACGAAAUCCGAAGUUUGCAGGAUAAGUUGGAGUCAACCAUGAAUCUGGUGAUGCAACUGUCUGGCCAGCUGUCAGAACUGAAGGAACAGAUGACCGAGCAACGAAAGAACAAGCAACGCCUGGGCUUUCUUGGACCAAACACAUCUCAGCUGAACCAUCAAGUGGCUGCAACGCAUUGAGGGCCAAAGGAACUUUGACGUUCGGAACAUGAUUCUGCCAGAUUGCAUUCUGGGGGCAAACCAUGUUGUCAUUGAGGCUAACUCUCAAUUAGAAGAAAAGUGCCUGAAAUAACUGGAUUUGAAGCCAUUUGGAAAGUCCAACACGGCCUACCUUAUUAUCCAUCGCAGCGAUGUUGUCCACAACUUCCAAACAUAGCCUUCCCACUGGUGUAUUCCUGCCAGCUUCCCUGGCAUUCCAAUUGUCUUCAUAAUCCUAAUCCACUUUCCCACACUUCACAUUCAUCAUCAAAACACUCGACGCUGUUGUCUCACUUCUAAUUGCAAGAUAGUGGAAUUAUUUUUUAUUUAUUAAUCCACGGGAUGUGGAUAUCACAGGCUAGGCCAACAUGUAUUGCCCAAGUGGGCAGUUAAGAGUCAACCACAUUGCUGUGGGUCUGGAGUCACAUGUAGGCCAGACCAGGUAGGGACAGCAGAUUCCCUUCCCUAAAAGAACAUUAGUGAACCAUGAUGGAUUUUUCAGUAGAAUAUUUUUUUUGGCCAUUGUUAUCCUUUUUCUAAUUCCAGAUCUUUGAGUUCUAAUUCAACCAGUUGCCAUGUGGAUUUGAACCUGGGUCCCCAGCUUACUAGUUCUGUGACAAUACCACUAUACCAUUUAUUCAUUUUUGGGAUGUGGGCAUUGCCAGCAUUUCUUUCGCAUUCCCAUUAAGAAAGUAGAGUGGACAUCUUUGCUAAUCCUUUGUGUGGCAGUGGUAGGAUUACGAAGGAAUGUGAAGGAUUUUGACCCAGUAAUGAUGAAUGAACGAUAACAUAUGACCAAGCCAUGAAAAGUGUGAGAACUUUGGGGGCGGGGAACAUUGAGGUGCCCUUGCCCUUAGUUGGUGGUACAGAUCAUGGGUUUGGGCAGUGCUGAUAUAGAAGCUUUGGCAAGAUGCUGUAGUGUAUUCUGCAUGUGGUAGGCAAUAUACUCCUGUUGCAUGGUAGUGAAAGAUUAAGCUAAAGGUUGAGGUGCCAUUCAUCUUUGCUGUCUAUUGGAAAGUAUUCAGCUUCUUGAGUGUUGCUGCUCUUACUGUCAUCCAGUCAAGUAGAAAGAAUGCCAUCAUAAACCUUACCUGUACCUUCUCAGUGAUGCAGUUGGUUUAGGGAAUUGUCAGGUUAUCUGUUUACCAAUGAAUUUCCAGCCUCUGACUUGCUCUAGUAGCCAUGGCAUUGAUAUGAUUGGCCAGUUGAAUCUCGGGUUCAUAGUGACUACCCGAAUGUCGAUGGUGGGGGGAUUUGGUGGUAGUGAUGCCAUUGAAUAUCAAGGGGCGAUUGUUAGAUUCUCUCUUAUUGGAGAUGGUCAUUGCAUUGCCCUAGGGUGGUACUAAUGUUACUUACUGAUUACCCUGCCAAACCUGAGAGCUGUCAGGGUCUUGCUGCAUAUAUACAUGGGUGUUUCAGUAUCUGAGGGGUUGUAAGUGGUACUGAACAUUAGGCAAUCAUCAAUAAAGGAGUUAUUAGUGAAUUAACUGGAACUGGAUGAGUCUAGAGGAACUCCUGCAGCAGUAUUCUAGAGCUGAGAUGAUUGACCUCCAACUACCAUUACCAUCUUCCUUUGUACCAGGUAUGACCCUAACCAGCAGAGAGUUUGCCCCCUGAAUCCCAUUGACUCCAGUUUUGCUAGGGCUCCUUGAUGCCACACUCAGUCAAAUGCAGCCUUUAUGUUAAGGGCUAUCACUAUCAUCUCACCUCUGGAAUUCAGCUAUUUUGUCCAUGUUUGGACCAAGAUUAUCAUGAAAUCAGGAGCCAAGUCGUCCUGUCAGAUUCCUUCUAUCAAUAUCUACCAGAGGAGAAUUACUUUUGAACAUCUGCCAGAGGAGUAUACCCUGUGCAUUUCACAAAUUUGGUGGUGUUAGCUUCUUACUUGCCAUCAAUCUCAUGUACCAUCAUAGGGUCAGUACACACUAUCUUCAUAGUUGUUGUGGUGAGCAGCUUGGAGGGGAACUUGCAGGGUUUGGUGUUCCCGUGUAUCUGUUGCCUUUAUCUUUCUAAAUGGUAGUGAUUGUGCACCAGUGGUGGAGGGUGAGUGUUGAAGGUGGGGGAUUCAAUAGGAAACAAAUUUGUCCUGGAUGGUGUCAAGCUUCUUGAGUGUUGUUGGCAUUGCAUUUAUGCAGACAAAUGGAGAGUUUUUCGUCAAACUUACUUGUGCCUUAUAGAUAGAUUUAGGGAGUCAGGAGGUGAGUUGCUUCCUGCAGGAUUCCCAGCGCAACCCCCCCCCUGCCGGUCAAAGAGUGAUUUCACAUUGUGUUUGUUGAAAAGGUUGAGUUAAUUGAGUUGAAUUGUAAAACAGCAGCCAUGAAGGUCCUGUAUCCAACUUGUAAACUUCUAGUUCCUCCUCUGUAUGGAACAUCCCAUAAUUAAUUGUGAGACAACACUGAGUAUUUUGGCCAGAAUGAAUGGAAUCUAUGCACCAGUCACAUGUUGCCAAAUAUUUGAUUCCUGGGGCAACUGGAACAAAACAAAAUGAGUAAUUUCAACCAAUGUGUGAUUUCACAUGAUGUAUAUUUGAACUGUGGUGGAAAGCCUAUAUUGCGAAAUAAAAUGAUUCAAUUCAAAAGGAGAGGGAGGCAAGUCAAAGCAAUAACAAGGAGUACUUCAUACUUUGGGAUUGAAGAACAUAUCCAGUUUGGGAUUAUCCAGAAUGCUGGGAAUUACACUGCCAAGUUCCCAGCCACAUAUCUUGACUAAAGUCACUUUUGUUCUCUUAAAACCAAUUUGAAUGUAUCUAACCUUUUGAAAUUGUUAAACUUGCGAAGGUACUAGAGCAAAAAAAAUAUUUUUAUACUCUGAACCAAUUGUACUUCAAAGGGUGUAUGACAUUUAAAGGUCGAAUUUUGUAUACUAAUGGUGGCAAUCACUGAGAUAUUUUGCUGCACCAAGAAGCGAAAAUGGUUUGAUUUUCUUUUUUUAAAUGUGGUAUUUAUAUAGUUUUAAUUUGAAUAUCUUGCAUGAACUGCAAAAUAGUGGCAAGGCAAUGCAAAUCUCCAUUUAAAUCAUAAUUUGUCAGUCUUUCUAACUGGCUUUCACUUGUAUGCCCUUUUAAAAAGAGGGGAAGUCUCAACUGGUCCUGACUGGAUGAUGUGUUUAUAUCUUAAACUAAUAAAGCUUAUCUUUUUUUAAGUGAA